UGAACAGUGCAUAUUAUCUACUAUUUAAAUUUUCAUCUAAGUAAUUUAAGAAUCAUCUUGAUUCUUUUCAGAAAGUCCAAAUACAUUUACUGUCAUAGAGCUAGAAACUCAGUUAAUGGACCUAAAUAUAUAGCACCAGUCCCCCAUUUUACUCUGCUCAGUCUCUAGAAUCAGAUUAUAAUUUGUUGAAAAAAAAUUUAAGACUUGUCAUUUACAGCUUGUAGACUUAAUUUAUGCAGAAUAAAUAUUUUUUAAUGUUUUAGUGAUAGCAUCAAUAAUUCCAAUGAACAAAGACAUAGUAUAUAGGUUUUCAUUUUUUUUAUUAAUGUUACUAAGCACAUUUAAAGAUCUGUACAUUGCAAUUGAUAUUGGUGCUUGCAGCAUCUCAUUUAUUGUGGAGAAGUUGGUUUAUUGGACGUGGUUCAGGUGUUUCCUCCAGGUUUUAAAUUUUGUCUGCUGUUUAGUCACAAAACAGUUCCAUGUUUUUUUGGGGUUUUUUUUUUUGGAAUGAUGCUUAAUCAUCUAAAAGUGCUGUUUCAUGCAUGCAUUUUGAAUUACUCUGAAGCAGUUUGCAUUGCUUGUUAUAUUGAGUGUAAAUGAGAUGUUUUAAAUUUAUAGUUAACACUGUUUUCCAUAUUGUCACCAUUGAAGACCCUUUAGUUUGCUGGAAAACUUGCUGGAGUAAAUCAACGGAGAGAACCAAACAGUUCUACAAUUAAUAGUACUUGAGCUUGAAAAAUGUACUAAGCUCAGAGAUGAUGGUUGUUGGCUAGGGUCUGAGCCGAGUUUGUGCAGGGGAUGACCCUUCGGUCAGUUCCCGCACCCUUUAUAUGCCGUGUUCACAGUCUUUUGUACAGCACUUCACGCUUUGGAUGCAUCCACAAUACCGCCCUCCCAGUUGAGGAGCUGGCGGGCGACUCAUUUCUGUCUCUACACAGGGAGGGGUUGGAGGGUGCCGAUAUGAACUAUUCCUAGCACUGUAGGAUUCAUGUGGCACAUUUGUCUUUGCAGUUGGGGUGGUUGGGGGAAGAGAUUGGGGGGAUUUUUGUUACAGACAAAAACAUGAUCUGGUACUAACUUUCUAGGAUUGUACCCAUACUCUGAGGGAUCAAGAGAGAGAGGAAUAAUUCCCCGCCUUGCCUGGACGCAUGUAUAGUAAGUUGAGCAGGCGAAAAAGAGCGAGCGAAGCCCAUCGCUGUGUGCGCGUACAUGUGAGUCGUAAACGAAGUUGCCGAAGAGAAGAGGUUUUGUGUUUAGAAGCACACAAGAAGGGGAAGGGAGGGGAAGUUAAGAAGGCAAGCGGCCUGCCUACCCUCGAGCCUCCCUCCUGCCCAACACCUUGAGGUUAUUGCCUUGUCGGUGUAAAAGUCUUGCGUACAAGAAUCGGCCGACGUCAGGCUCGCGCCGCCAUGUUGAUUUUUGCCUGCAAUCAUUCAAGUCUGCGGGAGCCUCAGUUGAGGCCUACGGUAACUUGGAGUGGCAGCGCAGGCGCUAUGUGUGUAAGCCGGCUUGCAAGUGCGAGAAACAUGGAGGCGAGACGACAGGACUGGUCUCCCUUUCCAAGGGCAAGUCCGGCGGCUUUAUGCUGGGCCCCAGGCCGUCGCUAUCUGUGAAUGGAUAUCAGAGUGUGUGUCUUUCCUGAUGUGUCAGGCCCUGAUGGUCCAGCGCCGGCUAUGUAGCAGUGCUCGGGUUGUUGGAGAGGCGAAAAAGUGUAAGGAGCUGUGUGUAGAGUGUGGAGGGUAUCCCCCCCUCCUCCACCACACACACACACAGGUCGGUCGCUUGCUUUCUCUUUCUCUUUGUGUGUCGGCUGCGUUGAUAAUGAGAAGAAUCAGGUGAAGAUGUAAGAGAGGAGCACUGGGUGCAACGCGAGCCUAAAAGAAGCAGGGUGACAGUGACGCUGGAUGUACUGUGUGUAAAGGAAAGAGGCCAGCCUGCAUCAAGCGGGAGAUGACCCCCUAAAGAAAAGGUCAAUGGGAAUGGAUUAAUCGUUCGAAUUUGUAAUGCCCAGGUACCGCGGAGAGGGCAAUGUGGGAACUUUUCGGGGACAGCCUGGUGUUUUGUAGCAGAAAGCGUGAAGUGUUGUGGGCGAGGAUUGGAAGAGGAGUCGGAGGAGUCGGGGACUAGCCCAGCGCGGACACUGCCAGUAGCCCGUAAUCAGACCCUGCCCCAGGAUGACUGGGUGCUGAAGGAGUAAGAGACUUGCACUGGUCAACAAGAAGACAUCAAGUGCCAUUUCUUAAUAUACUUUAUCUUUGAAUGCUCAUGACAUCGGAUCUUCAAGCAUUUCCUGUCAUCUGUAGAAGACAGUAGUCAAAAUGAAGGAGAGGCGUGAGGUUGCUAUGCUCAAAGAAUCAGCCAAAAAUGCUGAUGUCAAUGGGUCUGGCACUAUCCGCGACAUAAAAGAAGAGGUCAAAGACGAGGUCAAAGGUCGCAGUGCUAGGAGCACGCCGGAUACUAAGCCUCCAUCAAAUAAGAUGGCCAAUGGAGAAUCAGAAACAUCUAAUUUGGAAGAUAACAAUAAGAACAAAAUUAAAACCGAUGGUAUCAAGGAAGAGAAUGGAGGGCCCAUGUCAGCAGGAAGUGAUGCAAAGAAGUCGCCUGCAGGAGGUGGUCCAGCAGUGCCCCACUGUGGACCUUCUGGAACCUGUCAUGAAUCGGUUCCAGGUUUUGUCCAGCAGCAGUCUCAGGUGUUUGUUUUUACCACUGACUUGGCCAAUGAUGCUGCAGAGGCUGUAAAACAGGGCAGGUGUAAGAGUAUGAUAGCCUAUCAUAUGGAGCAACCUGCUACCAAGCAGUUCCUCCAGAAGAAUCCGCCGAAGUCUGGUCUUUAUGGCAGGCCUUCUUCAAGCAUGCCCAUAUACCACCAGUUUUCUCACAUUGGCAUGAUGGGCAAGCCUGGAAUGAGCCCAGGCACUGUGUCUCCACACAUGCCUGGGAUGGGCCCUGGUGGUCCAGGUGUCGGUUGUUCUGUGGCACAGUGGGUGCAGCAGCAGAAUGCCAAUCUGGAGGAACAAGCUAUGGGAGGAAUGGCACCAUAUCCUAUGAACACAGGUGGGAUGGGGCCUGGCGUGCCUGGUUCACGUGGAAUGGGGUGGAGCCACCCUGGCAUGCCUCCAGGACCUGGAGGUGGUAUGGGAGGCCCAGGCUAUGGACUGAUGGACAGUGGUUAUGAAUUCAAUCCGGAUGCUCUGGGACCUGGCGGCGCAGUGUCGAUGCCCCAUAUGAACCUGUCCCAGAAUAAAGUGCCCAAUGAAAAUUUGACUCCUGAACAAUUAGAAAGACGUGAAGAACAGCUUGCUAAUUUAAGAAAGAUAGGUCAAAUGUUGUUUCCAGGUGAGCAGAACCCCAUGGAAGGGGGGAUGUUCAUGGGGGGCAUGUCGCAACAGCAGCAGUCAAUGAUGUCGCCACAGCAGCAAGCCCUCAUGUCCCAGCAUCAGGCAGCCAUGAUGGGUCAGCAUUGUCCUCACCCAAGCAUGAUGUCCCCUUCCCAACAGCAAUACAUGAUGCAGCAGCAGCAGAGCAUGGGGAUGGGGGGCCCAGGACCCUAUCCUCCUGGCCAUCCUGGAGGACGUCCUCAGGGACCAGUCAUGCCGGGACAGGGGCCACCUGGAAUGGCAGGGUCUGGCAUGGGUCAGGACAUGUCUCAGAUGCACCAGGCACAACAGGCAUGGCUGCAGAUGCAACAAGACUAUUAUGACAAGAAAUCACACCAGAUGAUUCAGCAGCGCUCUCAGCAGGCAGCCAUGAUGGGAGGGAUGGUGCCACAGCAUCCUAUGGAUCGGGGACCCAUGAAUGGGCCUCCUCCCCCCUACUAUAGCUCCUUAAGUGGCAAGAGGCAGCCUGGGCCCAUGGGUCCUGUGGGCUCCCCAACUUCGCCCAACAUGGGUAGUCCUGUUGUGGACCCUGCAGAUCCACUUGGCAUGUUUCCGUCAGCUCGCAGUCGUCCUGGCAUGAUGAUGGACCCACCAUGCAUGGACAGCAUGGCAGGUGGGUUUGGACCUGGUCCUGGCAUUAUGGGCCAGGGAAUGGGGAACAUAGGUGGCAUGGGUAUGGGAAUGCGUGGAAUGGAUCCAGUGAUGCCAGGGAUGGGACCUGGUCCCGGGCCCCAGCAGCCACCCAUGCCAUCAGGACCAUUGCCAGGACGACCAGGUGGUGGAGGACCAGCUGCUAUAGGACCAGCUGCUAUGAUGGGAAUGAACAGUGGUGUGAAUGUUGUGUCUUCUACAUCAGGAAGAAAAAGUGCUGGACAGGCUACACUUCACAGGGCAGGAAACCCAGAACAGUUUACCCCGGAAAUCAACAGUGGUAGCAUGCCAAAUACAGGCGGUAGCAAGCCACCACCCUCCUAUGCUCAGGCUCAGAAAAGAAAACGUGAAGACUUGGAGGAUGCUUUCAAGAAUCUUCAACCCACCCCAUCUCCUACACAGCUGACGUACCUCAACCAGUUUGAAGGGCAAGAACUUACAAUCACUAAACAGCUCAAUGUUGCAUUCAAAGACCAUCCUUCGGGUGGAGGUAGCAGUGGUGGUGUGACGCCACAUGACCCCACUUCAGUGUCAGCCCCACCAACCUCCCAUCCGCAUAAUAACCAGUUUUCUUCCCCAGCGAGUAACAGUAAUCCUGUGAACUCUCCCCUCACUCAUGGCAGCAAUCCUGGUGGGAAUCCACCAUCUUCGAAAGGCCCUUUGUCUAACUCUAGCCAGACUUCCAGUACUGGACACUUAGGCAGUCCCGUCUCUCUUCACCACGGACCUUCUCCAAUGUCAGGUGCCAACAUGCGGCUGACCCACUUUGAUCCUCCAUCUGCCAACAGCAACAACGGUGGGACAGGAGGAGCCACACCUGCCGGUAGUGGCAUGUCCAGUGCACCAGCAACCCCAACAGCUGGAGGAAAACAACCUUCUGGCUUACCAGCAUCAUCCUCAUCAUCCAUGUCAAACAUAACAUCGGCAAGCCUCGCUAACCUAGCUAAAGGUGUGGAGCAUCUAUCAAACCAAAUGCAGCAGAACAUGAUGCAGGGUGGGCCCUUUCACAGCAUACAAGUUCAAGGCCAGAUGAGCAGCAAUGGCAGCAGCAGUACCCCAAAUAAUAAUGGAAGCUCAAGUGGAAGUUCAUCCAGCAACUCUAACUCAUCACAGCCACAGCAGCAACAACAGCAGCAGCACCAGUCAGGGCCUGCAGCACCUGUAUCACAGCCCAGUGGCACUCAACCAGUCAACAACACAUUUCUUAGCACAAACCUGCAGAUAGGUCAGGUCAACAUCCAGAAUGUCACUGCUGGUUCCAGCGCCAACAUGCAGGUGCAGCAGAUGACUGGUGAAUCACCGCACAUGAACAUGGCCACAGGAAGCAGCAGUGCCAUGAUGCAUGGAGCUGCCAAUGUUGCCAUGACCAGCUCUGCCACUGCAAAUUGCAGCAAUAUGGGAGGAAACAUGCCUUCUCACAUGGUCUCACACAUGGCUCAGCAGCAGCACCAGGCGAUGAUGAUGAGUGGAGGAGGUGCAGGGGGCGUGCAGGCAAGCACAAUGGGCAUGUCACAGUCCCAAUCACAGCAUAUGCAGAGUCCUUGCACCUUGUCCUCCUCCAGCUCAGCCAUGUGCAACAUGCCACAUUCUAUGCCUCCUUCUUCUCAUUAUCCUGCUGCAUCACCUCCUUACACAACCCACCACCCUAUUCCCCACCCUUUGCCUCACCCGGCCAUGAGCACAGGCAUGCCACAGUCCCAGAUGAGUAGCUCUUUAAGUGGGGCAGGCAACCGUUUGGCAUCCCCGCCUUUUCCUCCCAGCACCAUGGGCAAUGCCAACAUUCAGAUCCAGCCCAAGGCCCCAAACACGAUCCAAUACCUCCCUGCCAAUCCACCUCCUUCACAGCAACCACCUCAGUCUGCCAUGAGCAUGGGAGUCGGGGGUGGUCCUCCUGCCAAACGGCCUGCACCAGAUAUGGAUUUCAUGCCCCGCUACAAUUCUCCAAUGGAUGUCAAGAACCCAUCAUCAACAUUGCAAUACUUCCCAGGCUCACCUAAUCAUGGUAUGCGGCACUCCUCUGCUGGAAUCGGACCUGCCGGGGCCAUGUCAGAUUUUCCCCCUCACCAGACAGUCGAAAUGCACCAAGCCAUGAUGAUGCGAGGAGGGGGUCCUGCACCUCAAGAUUAUGGACACAUUGGUUUGAUGGGGCAAGGCAUGCCACCAGGAAUGGGGAUGCCACCUGGUGGUCCUGCCCCAAGUCCAAUGCAAAGCCCCAUGGGCAUGGAUGGCAGCAUGCGAGGCAUGGAGAUGAGCGGCAGCAUGACUGGAAUGACCAGUCCUAUGGACCCCAUGAUGAUGGGGCCCAGCCCUAGUGCAAUGCGUACCAUGUCUGCUUUGGGACCAGGAGGCUCAGGUGCUAUGGACCCUAUGUCUCCCAUGUCCUCCAUGAUGGGCCCAGGGGGUGGGUCACACGCAGGACAUCACUACCCUGGUGCACCUCCUUCAGGAUAUAUGCCUAAUGGACAAACCAUGAUGAUGAGUCAGCAGAUGCAAGGGUCAGGCCCAGCUGGCUUGCCAGGCCAUCCAGCUUCUCUGGGGCCCAGCAUGCCUAUGUCGCAUGCUGGAAUGCCCCGUAUGCCAGGUAGUGCCUCGUCAAACAUGCGCAUUCCCAUGCAGCAGAGUGGACCCGGACCUGGCUCCAGUCCUGUAAGUGGAGGAUAUUCAGCACAGUAUCAGCAGUUUCAACAACAGUUAUACUCACAGGGACGGUCGCGACAAAUGUCGCCCAUGGGGCACAUGAUGACAGGUGGCCCUGCAGGAGCAGGACAACCAUAUAUGGGCAUGAUGCCUACCAUGCCUGGACCUAGCUGAGGCUUCCAUCUCACUGCUGCCCAUCACAUUUUGGUGUGAAACAGAAUCAACAGAGGAAGAGUGAUGCCACCUUUUUACUGACAACAAUGUAAUAAACUGUUUAGUGAUGAGCUCUUGGAGUUACUUCUGCAGAUCUCGUCUGGCAUUCUUGUUAUUGUGCUGAACAUACUUGAGAAUCCAAGUGAAUGGCACUGUGCAAGGGAGUGCAAGCCCAGCUGAUAGAUUAAAUCGAAUGAAUGUGACAAAUGCCUAGCAAUAAGCAGCCUUGUAUUAUCUCUGUAGCAUGAGUUUGCUCAGCCACUGUCUGUCCCCCAAGAUUCUGCUUACAUUGGAAGUGGAACAAUGAAUUUUGACUGAGCAACGAAAUAACUGAUGCUAUAUCAUCUUCAGCAAGUGUGUGAAUUAAGUAGUGCAUGAGAAACUUGUUUUUUUUUUUAAUUUAAAUCACCAAGUUACCUCUCAGUAAUAACCCAAACUGGCUGCUGACCUCACAAUACAGUGUACUAGUUGUUGGUUGUCAAACAUAUUGCAAGGCAAUUUAUAAGCCAGCAUUCAAAAUGUGGACAAAUUUCUCAUGUAACUUGGUGGUAAUGCCAAAGUUGUGUUUUAUCUCUAUAUGACUUGUCUGAUCUGCAUGAAAAAGAAAGGUUGCAAAUAGCCCCUCUCCCCACUCAGUGCCAGCGUGCCUGCUGCCUCUCAAACUGCCCUGUGAUAUGACUUCAACGCAAAGAAAUUUUGACAGAUGCUUCAGGCCGUGGCAUGACAGCUCAAUACCUGCACCGGCUGCAGUGCUUAGCAGGGAAGAAACUUGUACAGUUCAUUUUCACAUACCUCCACCAUCUUCAUACUGCCCAGCAGCCAUCAGACAUGCACACGUGUGUGCUUGGAUGUGCAUAUGUGCAUUUUGUAUGUGUGGGUGUAUAUGUAAUCACGUGUGCAUGCGUGUGUUAACUUCAUACAGAAGUAUCCAUGUGUUGAUGCAUCAUUAUAUGCUUUGACCAUUAAAUACUGCUUAGGUUUGUUAUCUGUCUCUUGGUGCUCAGUAUCUGCAGAUAGACUGAAAAAGAAAGUGCACUGUAUGUUAUAUGGUAAUUUUUACCAUGCUUAUAAAAGCAUGCAACAUUCAGCUGUCUUUUUGUUAUAAAACAUUGAAGGUGUUUACCAGAUAGAUUUUCAAGAUGCCUGUUUACUGUGACUACAUAUAGGUAUUCAAGGUGCGUGUUUACUCAGACUGCAUAUAUUGAUAACAAGAGGCUCAGUCUUAAGCUGGUUUUGAGGCAUGUCUCAUUUAAAGGAUUUAUACAGUAGGUCAGCUAAGAGUGGAGCACUUGGGGCCAGGGAUGGAGCAGCGUAUUAUAGUUGUGACAACAGUAGCGUAUUUGCAGUGUCCCAGCAAUACUGUGUGUGAACUGAGACAGGUUAGUACAUGAAGGGACAAAGAAUACCAUUUUCCAGACAUCUGUUAUAUGCUUCCAUUCGUACCAUGUUGAAAUAACUGUAAGGAUUUGAAAGAGAAAAUGUCAGCAGGCAUUAUUUUACAUAUGCCAUACAAUCACACACACAUGUACACAUACAAUGUAAAUGUGCAUAUACUUGUGGCUAUGGAACAUAUACAGUGCACUUACCUGUAUGAUUUAAUGUGGGAAAGAUUGCAAGACAGCUGAUAAAAAAGAAUGCAUCAUUAGGCAGAUUAUUUAAGUGCCAAGAAUCAUGCAUCAUAAUGCAUUUUUAAAAAUUCUUGUAGAACUUUACUUUCAUGUAGAAUCAAAUACUACUGAUUUUUAAGAUUUUAAAAUUACAAGCAUUACUAUUACAUUAUUAAUACAUGUAUGUUAUUUAAUUAUUAAGACUUUCUUUGAUUAUUUUUUUUUUAAUGCUUAUGUAUCUGUCUUGGAAUUAGUACAUUACAAAAUAGAUAUUCUAGAAGGUUCACCUUCCACAGAUGUUUAAGGGAUCAUCAAAAUAAAGAGCAGGAGAAACCUUUUGAGCAGCCUAUUCGAAGGCUUAUUAAAGCUUUAAGGGGCAGAGACUUAGUUCAUUGUCAUGUAACAAGUUAAGGAAAAACACAAAAUUCUUCUUUUUUUUUUAGGUGAUUAAGCAGGCCACUAACAUACAGUGAACUGCAUGGCAAUGGCCCACUUAAUCACUGCAUCAUUUAGACAUAAUUUUUCAGGACAGUGCAGUUCUCAUGUCAUCAGCAUAGUAGACAGCAUUCUGUUGUGUGAAUUAGGGAAAGCACCAUGCAGACUUUGUUUUUUGACUGUCUUAUUGCAUAAUGAGUGCAUCGACACAUGUGGCACUUUGUUACUAUUAUUUAUUGAUGAGACAAAACAUUUAUUGCUAUGAUUUAUACAUCCAUUAAUACUACAGGCUCAUUUUUGUUUAAGCUCUUUGUACAUCGCAUGGUGUGCAGACAUAUUGUGGGUUCUGUGCACUGUGUUACCUUGAGUUUCAAGUUGUACAAGACUAACAUACAUGGUGCCAACACAAUUUUACACAUGGACUGUCAGCAUUUAAAAAUGGUAAAUGUAAAGACAUGUACAGAAAAAGCCUGAAUAUUGGGUUGAAAUAUAAAGUGUAAGGCAACAGUUUUUGUGAGCACUUUUUUUUUGUAGAUUAGAGGUCUGCAGCUGUGAUAAACCUGUUUCACGCCAAAAUUCUCAGUAAGGCAGUUACGUGAAGGGAGGUAAUCUUGGUUACUCAUAACAUGCAGGCUUGAUACUUUCAAGGUUUAAGUUGGACUUUUGGUUUACAGUAAACAAAAAGGUGUUUUUUUUAUUUCUUUUUUUAUAUCUUACAUUUUUUCUAGGAAUAACAUUUUUUAAUCUUCCACUUAAGUAAAAUCAAGAUUUUAGAACAUCAAUUCUGUUGAGUAUGAAUGAGGUAUAAAGCAUAAAACACCUGAAAAAUUGUAAUGUUUGAAAAAAAGGUUGUGUUUAUUUUUGCUAUCACUGUGAUGAUGCCUGGAAACCACUUAAAAUUUUUGUAAUAGGAAGAUAGCUUAUUAAAAUAUUGUGGGUUUAUUAAUACCGCUUUUUAUAAUUUUUAUAGUAUCCAACGUCUAAAAGUUUACUUAAAAAGAAAUCAAGGGCAGGGAAAGGGGUUUGAAAUUGUUGAGAUUGCCACGGUUGUGUGCUUAUUUCCAGAGGUAAGUUGGUUGUGCCUGCAUGUGUUCAUUUUGAACACAGUAACCACACUGUGUCAUCAAUUAUAGCCUAAGAAGUUUUUCUUGUGUUGGAAAGAACGUGCUUAGCCAUGCACAGUGCUUUUUCUUUUCCAUCAUUGUGUAAGGAGCAUGUUUCAUAGAGCCAAUGGACUUUUUCUAGAGAGCUCAUAAAUUUUGAUCUUCUUUGCCUACCUCCAGCGUUUAUUGCAUGUCUUAAUCCACUCUCAGCUUGCUCUAUGGUGUUUCCAGGUUCUGUAUUGAUCUCUUUUGCUGGGUACAUUUCUUUGUAACCACAUUUUGAAGCUGUAAUACUUAUCUGUUUUGAAAAUGUGAGAAAUUGUUCAGACAGUUUUUUUUAUUCAAACAAAGGAUUUGUUAAACAGGGUACAACAGCUAUCUUUUUGGGCGUGUUUUAAUAAUAUUAAAGAAGUGCUUCAAGAAACCACUUUAUCGUGCAGCAGAAAUGUAUAAGAUCCAUCAGCAGCAAAUGCACUUGCAUCAUAUGUGUUUAAGUAAACAGGCUACAUACAUAUCUAUUUUCAGCUUCUAAGUAUUUGUUUACAUUUUUCAAUGCCCAAAAUAUUUCACAUUAUUAAUAAAAGUAGAGAAAGUCUUUGCUUUCAUUAAAAAUUGACUGUCUUUCACUUGUUUUCUCUUAAAUAAUUAAAGAAUAACCAUGACAUACAAGUACUGCAAUGGCAUUUCGAGUACAGAUUGCUGGUUAUGGUUUUUUUUUUUUUUUUUUUUUUUUUAGUUAAUCAGUUGUGCAAGCAUGCUGGUUGAACAAAGAAAAUUUAGCUAGGCAUUAUCCAUGUCAUUUUAUUCAGAUUUAUAGACACUUCAGCAAACACUUAACCUGCAUGUUUGUGCACAUGCUUCUUGUUGGUUGUGAAAAAGGACAUUGUACUGAAAGUGUGCCGCUUUGUAGACAGUAGAAAUUAUAAGCAGUUAUUCUGCAAUAAGAAGUGGAGGAGAUUUUUAAAAAGUAUAUAUAUGUUUUGGGGGAGCAAAUCCUGCUGAAACAUUGGCAGUGAAAAAACAUUGGGUUUGUGCACACACUCUCACACCUGCUUGCAUAUAAUGUGUGUGCACACAAACACCUGCAUGCAUGCACACAUGCAAACAAACAACCUACAGAUGUGUCAGAAUGUAGCAUUGUAAAGUAAUGCUUGAUAAUUAUUCUUAGUUCUUCUGUGCAACAUAGUCAUGGCUAGCCUCGAACAGUCAAAAAAUGGUUUGAAGAGGCUCGAAUGCUUUAUAUUUCUUGCAAAAAUGGUGUGCACACAACAUACACCGUAACAUUAUACUUAAAAGAUAAAACAUUAUAUAACAAUGUGUGUGUGUGUGUGCACGCUGUUGUAUUUAUGUGCACUUGAUUCAUACUAAGUAAAGGUACAAUGUUAACUUCAUCUUGCUGAAUAUCUUUUUUUUCCAGCGCAAUCCUAAAUGAUUUUUUUUCAGCUGAACACAUAAGAACAAGUGGUAAUUGCAUACAGGGAAACACUUAAACACCUUUAUGGUUUUAUUGGAGUGAAGAUUUUAAUGGGUUUUUAAAUUGUAUCAGAUAAAAAAAAUUGCAGUCUUUUCACCUGCUUAUGUGGCCUUUCAGUCCUAUCAUUUUCAGUGACUUGAGCAGCUAGUCUAGGAGCCACAUUUUAUUGCUCUUUGCUUUUCUAACUGUGGACAAUAUGCUGAUGUGCUGAUAUUAAUGGAAUUAAUUUUUAUAAAGGUAAGUAGUUUGGAAAUAGAAGAGGACUGAUGGCGGAUCUUUUUUAGAUUUCGAAGCUUUUGUAAAAUUAACUAUUAGAGUUCUUGUGAAUGUAGGCAUCUGCUUAAAUUGUUGAUCAAAAAAUGAAGCAUUUAUUACAUGCUUUAUUAUUUUCUAGAACUAAUUGGUUGUACCAUUGCCAUAUUAUUUAUAAAACAACAAUCAAGAAAGCUGUGUAUGUUAGUGCAUCAUUUUACAACUUUUUUUCAGCAUUCUUCCCUGUCUUUUUUUUUUUUUUUUUUUUUGUUAACAAAUUGGUUUUAGGAGUGUGGUUAACAAUUUAGAGCAGGUCUUUAGCAUACUGGUUAUUUUAACCAGUCACCAAAAUAAAAGGAGCUAAUGGACUUUGUAAUUUCUACUGUGUAAAAAAUUAAGAAGCAAACCCAAAAGUGUUUAAGAACUUUGGAAAAUAAAACUUUUAUCUGAAGCAUGCGUAUUCAUAAGUUUUGCUUUUGAACAGAAUAGACCUAAGCUUACUGAAAAGCCACUAUUAAUUUCUGCUCAUGGUUAGCUAUUUUGACACCAUAUCCUUUUUUUUUUUAAGGGAGGGGUAGUUGAAUGCUAUCUGUGAUGCUUAAGUGAGUUUUUUUUUUUUUUUAAUCAGCCGGCAUGGUUCAAAAGGCAGCAGCAAUGACAGCACAAAGACGUGCUUGUGCUGGCUAUUUACACUAGAUGAAGUAGACCAUAAGAGAUCAGAUUAACAUAUUGCCAAAAGAAUAAUUCACAAGCUAAUUGUUUAUACAUUUUUGUUAAUGUAUGUACACGAAAACACAUCCAUAAAGCAUAGUUAAAUGAAGGACUUUGUGAAUCAUGAGCCAAAAUGAAAAGUUGCAUCUUCUGGUAUCCUUAUUAGUAUUGGUUAUAAAACAAGUUUUAGGUACUAAAUGCUUGAAGCCAGAAGCAUGUUACAGUGAUGGUAUAAGAUGCUUCUGAGAGCAUAAUGCUGAUGCUGCUGUGCACUAUAUUGAGAACCACAUAAUGACAACAUUUAGGAUUUGUCUUAUAUCAUGAUCAGUUUUGACAUAUCAUGAACAAAUAUUUCUUUAAAAAAAACUGCAUUGUGAAUUUGAGUGUGCAAUUGCAUUUUGCAUCAGUAUAGAUUUUUUUUUACCCUUUUUGUUUUGCUAUCAACACUUUUGUGUGGCUACAGCUACUUUGUGAAACAAAUGCAGUGUGCAUGAGUGAAUGUAUGUGUAUGUGCAUGUGCAUUUUGGACCUGGAGAGCAUUCUUUAAAGCAAAUGUGUGCAUAUAUGCAUAAAUGAUGGCUGUGCAUGCAUGGGCACAAAGUUGUAUCCAAAUUAAAAAGCAUUUUUUAAAAAUGAGCAUGCAGUCAACAGAUGUUUGGGCCGUCUGAGUUUGUGUAAUAUUUACAUAUGAUUUGCUGCUUUAUUUUGUUUGUUUGAUUUUAUGGAAAGUCAGUGGGCUGGGGUUGGUGGGUAGGGUUCAUUGGCUUUGAUGAUUACAUACAGAUGGCUUAUUCUGCAUGCCUGCUACAUAAAUACCAUCACAUUUUCAUCACUUUUUUAAAUUUAGCAGCCUAUAUUGUGCAAUUGAGCUGCUAAUAAGGGUACAAAUCCCUGCCUCCUGUGUAUUUGUACAGAAAGGCAUACAGAUUUUAGAAUGCUGAUGUUUGUCAUGAUGACAUGUUUCAGAGUAGACACGACAAAUGUACUUUGUGUAUCAAGUGCAUGUAUCGGUAGCUGUGGUAGUUAUAUUUUUUAUUUUCAACGUACAUACUAUAUAUAUAUUAUAUAUAUAUCAUUUUUUUCACCUUGAUGAGAUCCCUGUUCAAGAUUGGAGACUGCUCUUACAGAGGAAAGGAAUAAACUUGACUUAAAACAUGA
This is a messenger RNA of Pomacea canaliculata, 13618 nucleotides long. RefSeq names its product B-cell CLL/lymphoma 9-like protein. The record is from RefSeq and is a predicted model, not a curated record. The coding region runs from base 2319 to 6839 and encodes 1506 amino acids. NCBI's taxonomy places the organism in Eukaryota, Metazoa, Mollusca, Gastropoda, Architaenioglossa, Ampullariidae. The transcript has 7 exons.